CUUUCUCUCUCACACACAGUAGACAUAUAAAAGUGCAGUAGAUAUUCUUUGGGGAUUUCACAGUUGAUAGAAGCCCACUAUUAGGUGCUUUAUUAGCAUGGGAAACAUAUGAAAUAAACAAUCACAAACCACUCUCCCUCUCAUCAGUCUAAUAUCCCAGUCAUGGAGGAGGGAUACAGAAUUGACCUGGACUACAUCACGGAGCGCAUCAUCACCGUAUCCUUCCCCCAGGCAUGCCCAGACCAGACCUACCUCCAGAACCUGCAUGACAUCACACAAAUGCUCAAAUCCAAACAUGGCCACAACUACAUGGUGAUCAACCUCUCAGAGAAGAAUGAUAGCCUCACCCAGAUGAACCCCAAGGUGUUGGACACGGGCUGGCUAGACCUGCUGGCCCCGUCCAUGGAACAGAUGUAUGGUGUGUGUAAGAUCAUGGAUAACUGGCUCCACUCACACACACAGCAUGUUCUGGUCAUGCACUGUCAGGGUGGUCAAGGCAGAGUCGGGGUGAUGGUGGCCUCCUACAUCCACUUCAGCAGCAUAUCAACCAGUGCAGACCUGGGUCUAGACCACUUUGCCAUGAGAAGAUUCUACAACAACAGAGUAUCUUCCCUGAUGAAUCCCUCGCAGAAACGGUAUGUGUGGAUGUUCAGCAGUCUGCUGAGGGGAGUUAUGAACAUGGAUCCCUCUCCUCUCUUCCUCCUUUGUGUGGUUCUUCACGGCGUGCCCAACAUCAAUUCUGAGGGAGGAUGUCGUCUGUUCCUGAGAGUGUACCAGAGCCUGCAGGUCGUCUGUACUUCAGCAGUCUAUCACGUGCGAGCAGUCCAGACAGACAGGGUUUACUUUGUGCUGCAACCAGCUCAACUGCUGAAGGGAGACAUAAUGGUGGUGUGUUAUAAUAAAAACCACCAGACAGCCAGCCGAGAGGUCAUCUUCAGGCUCCAGCUUCACACUGGCAUUAUCCACGGUCGCCCCCUGCUUUUCCCCAAGGAAGACCUCGACACAGCUUAUAUAGAUCCCAGGUUUCCAGACGAUGGGAAAGUUGAGUUGGUGUUCUCUGAAAGUCCUGAGAAGAUGCCAGGCAGUGGUCACUGGCAAAACGGACCCUCUGUCAUCGUGGACUACGAUUCCUGGGACCCCCUGGUUCGACGGGACUCCUAUGAGAACAUCUCUCCUGAAGGACUAGCUCUUCCUCGUAGCCCGGGCCCUGUUGAUGGCAACCUAUCCGCCAGAGUAAGGAAGGGAAGUAGUGACAAAGGAGCUCCGUUUCACCUGGCAACCAGCUGCCCUAUCCCCAGUGACCUUAAACUGUCAGCCAGCAAAGACUCAGGCCUCUCUAUCGCCUCCCAGAGGACCGGAGGUAUUACUGCAGUGAGCCCCAAGAGAGGGCCCAGUCAGGACGAACUUACCCAGCUCAGGCGGCUUCUAUCUGGGGUCGGCCUGGAACCUCAUCUGGAGGAUAUAACUGACCUCCCAGCCUCCUGUAACGCAGCGAGGGAGAUGGAGGGGGAUGAAGCUGGGUUAGGGCAGCCUGUGAAGGCCUCUCCUAGCGAGAGGGAGUCAGACAUCCUUUAUGAUGACAAGGUUAGCCCCGAGGCUAGCAUUGGCUCGUUCUCCUCUGAGAGCAUACCUGAAGCCCAGGGAUUGGUCCAGAGUGGAAGUGGAUACUCCACCCCCUCCACCCAAUCAUGGGUGCAGCAGCAGCAGAUAGUCGUCAGGGGGCAGGACAGCCCUGUGGAUACACUUUCUCUGAUUGGUCCAAACACCUUGUCACUUCCAGACAUGCCCAAUGGGGGGAGCAGCAGCAGAGAGUCGGUGAAGAGAGGAGUGGAGGGAGGGGUGGGGUCGCCUGUACAGACAGACAGUCACACACACGCCUCACACACCACCCAUACACCGUUGCCCUCAGGGGAACCUUGCGGGCAGGAGGAGCUUGCCUCUUUAGCCACAGACAUUGAUGAGUCCAUCGAGCAGCUUAACCAGCUGAUCCUAGAUCUGGACCCCACCUUCAUACCUGUUCCCACCCGACACACCCCCCUCCCCCUUGCUCUCUCCACCUCCCUCUACACCAAUGGUAACAACCAUACGACGACACAUGCCAACGCCAGCCAAUCAGGCUGGAAGCACAGACAGGACAGUGAUGUCACUGAUUACCCAGGAUUCUACAGUCCUGGUUGGGGCGGAGCCCAGACAUUCCAGAACGCUCCGAUCUACAGGCCCAACCUAUCUCCCUCCCAGUGUGGUCGUCUCUCCAGGGUGGACAGUGUGGACUAUGAAGGACAGACUCCAGUAACGGACAGCUGUGACAUAGUCCCGUCCACACCAGCAUUUCCUAUCUCUCCUCCAACGCCCUAUGUGAAACAUUUCCCAGUAUUCUCUUACUUGAGGCAAGGAGAAGGACAUUGGGAGAAGAGCGGAAUAUCACAAGAUUCCCAGAGUUUCCUGGACAGUUGUAUGAACCAGACUCCAGUGUCGUCGGAAGGACAGCAGUUCCGCUCUGAAAUGUCUGUCACUACCGCCUCCUGUCAGAGAAUGUUCGGAUCCAUGCGCUCUGUAUCGUCAGGCAGCUCCUUUCCACACACAGACAGCCAAACUCCACCUCCAGUGUGGCUGGACAGGACUCCUACGUCACUGUCUUCCCCGUCCCCUUCCCCCUCUCUGUCACCCCUCAGCCUCCCCAAAGCCCACAGCUCUCCCUGGGAGGCCCCGAGGGGCCUGGAGGGGUCUGUGGACCUGAGCCGUGAUGAGAGGAGCAAGGGGUACCAGAGCCAGGGGGAUUUAGCCUCUCUGCUGCUGGGGAAUGGAGGUCUGGGACUGGAGCACAGCCUGUUGAAGGCAGUGGAGGGGCUGGGGGGCCUUGAUUUAGGCCUGAACCUGGGUCUGGACCUGGGGCUUGGAGAGGGCAGACUGGGGGGACUACCACCCCUGCUGCCUGAGAAGAGGGUACCGGGGAUAGGCUUGGGUGGGUCGACGUCCCCCUCGUUCAGUGGGUUCUCCAGCCCACACAGUGGUAGUAGUCUCAGCAUCCCCUUCCCCUCAGCUAUGACCCCUGACCCUCUCAUGACCUCUGACCAUCUCAAAGGACUCAGCGCUGGUGGUGUAGCCCCCUCGCCUGGAUCAGACCUGUUUGCCAGUAAGCAGCACACUGUGAAGUUUGUUCAGGACACAUCCAAGUUCUGGUACAAGCCUGACAUCUCCAGAGAUCAAGCUAUCACUAUGCUGAAGGACAGAGAACCUGGAUCUUUUGUCGUCAGGGACAGUCACUCGUUCCGCGGAGCCUACGGAUUGGCUAUGAAGGUGGCCACACCCCCUCCCUCUGUCCUGACACAGAGCAAGAAAGUGGGAGGGGACCUGUCUAAUGAGCUGGUGAGGCACUUUCUGAUUGAGUGCACUCAGAAAGGGGUACGGCUUAAGGGCUGUCCCAACGAACCCUACUUUGGAAGUCUGACUGCAUUGGUCUGUCAACAUUCCAUCACCCCCUUGGCCCUGCCCUGCAAACUCAUCAUCCCCGACAGAGAUCCUCUGGAAGAGACUAGUGAGCCAUCAACACAGUCAGCCACCAACUCUGCUGCUGAGCUACUCAAACAGGGAGCAGCCUGUAAUGUGUGGUUCCUGGGCUCAGUAGAGCUGGAGUCUCUAACAGGGUACCAGGCUGUGCAGAAGGCAGCCAGCCUGAUUCUGGCCAUGGACCCUCCUUCUACCUCCACUGUGGUCCACUUCAAAGUCUCCGCCCAGGGCAUCACCCUCACCGACAACCAGAGGAAGCUGUUCUUCAGGAGACACUACACUGUCAAUACAGUCAUAUUCUGUGCUCUUGACCCACAGGAACGCAAGUGGACAAGAGAUGGCUGUUCCUCUGCUAAGAUCUUUGGUUUUGUGGCGAGGAAGUCGAUGAAUGGGACGGAGAACGUGUGUCACCUGUUUGCAGAACACGACCCCGAACAACCCGCCAGCGCCAUCGUAAACUUUGUCUCCAAGGUGAUGAUUGGCUCACCGAAGAAAUAACACAUGCAUAAAUACACACACACACACACACACACACACACACACACACACACACACACACACACACACACACACAUACAUUGUUUGUCCUGCUGGUACAUACAGCACUCGAAUGCUGAUGUGGAAGAGAAGGACUAGUGUGUUGCAUUAUGGGAUACUACCUGCAGAAGACAGUAGCAACAACUUUACGCUACACACCAGGGGCCUCAUUUAUUGACAUUGCAUAUACACAAAAUUUGCCCCAAAAUCUGCAUUGCACCAGUUUUCAACAAAAGUUAUCCCGCAAACUUUAGAACAUGCACAUGCACAUCUGCUAGUGGUUGAAAUAUUGUAUUACAAGCUGGAAAGUAAGGAGUUUGUAACGGUCUGUUGACAGGUUCACAGCAAUUUGCUAGUGUUUUCUCUUUCAGAAACGGACUGACAGUCCUUUUCCAGAUACACCAUAAAUUACAGCAAAAGAUUAAAACAUCAUGCCAACACAGUAAAUAGACUGGUAGUUUAUGUAAAUGGGUAUAUGGGUUUAGGUUACUGUAUUGCUGUGUGAUAGGAGCGCGACAUCAUUGCGUAUUUAAUCUCAGAGCCUAUACCAAGGCAGGACAUAGAAACACAAUAAUCUAUUGACAAACUAAAUAUUGAGCAACAAUUCUUGUUUUGCAUUCUGUGGCCUAAUGCCAAUCGUUCCAAAUUAUACCUUAACUAAUGGGUGUUAUGGUCACCCUAAAGGGUGGAUGGAGGGCGUUUUUCAGGCAGUUUUAAUACUCGUUCACACACAGUUGUAAAACUGUGCCUGCGCCAAAUUGAUAAAUGUCAAUAUUUCUGUACAUGUAUUUCCAAUACUUUUCAGAAAUGGGUCACGCAGACAUCUAGUGUGAAUGUAUGCAAUGGUUAUACAUGAGGCCCCAGAGGUGUACUGUAGGGUGAUGUUGCCCCCUAGACACAGAUCUUGGGUCAGUUUAGCAUUUCCCCCACUAAUGGUUAGGAUUGGGGGAAGGGAAAUCUGAUCUGAUCCUUUAUCUGUUACUAGGAUAAGCUUUACCCUGAAGCACAUUGAGGACUUAAAAAAAUACUUUAUUAAUAGAACUUUUUGUUAUCAGAGGAGGCUGAUGGGCAGAGAUCAUUGUAAUGGCUGGAAUGGACAGGUAUCAAACACAUCAAACACAUGGUUUCAUUACAAUGAGCCCGUCCUCCUUUAUCUCCGCCCAACAGCCACCACUGCUGUUUGUGUAUAUAUAGUCAGGAUGUCAUUGUAAAGGGAGGUAAUCUGUCAUAUAUGACAUGUAUUUUUAAUUCAGACAUGUUUUUAACAAAUGUAUUUGCUGAAAUGUAAUCUAUAUGAUAUUGUCCCUCUAAUCACACAGCAUUACUAGUCUGUCUCUACCUGCCAUGCAGAGUAAAAGGCUCUCAACAAAGAACAUGGUCACUUUUAAUCACUUCAGCCAAUCCCUUCAAAGUCAUAUUAUCAAUGAAACACUAUACACUUUACAAUCCAGUGCUUGACUUGAUGCGUAACACACCAAUAUAAACAGUACCGGCACCUAAAAUUAGUUCCGGCACCUACUUCAGGCCAAGUCAUGCACUGCUACUACUUUCUUUAGAAGCUUUUCAUAUAGAUACUGUAUACUGUACUUUUCCUCUGUAAGCCAUUAGUAUCAACCUGUAAGCCAUUAGUAUCAACCUUUAAGCCAUUAGUAUCAACCUGUAAGCCACUAGUAUCAACUGACAGUUUUUUUCAAUCACUUUGGUGCUAUUUUCACAAGCAUGUGGGGAAUUUCCUAAUUUCUUAGUUCUACCUGAUCAUUAAGUACACACACCUUGUGUCCCAACCAUUUUAGAAUCUAUAGGUUUACCACAUUAAGAGAUUAUCAAUUACGAGUAAUAGGUAAAUGUAUUUUAACAAAUGAGAAGACAAUCAUAUCAAAAGUAAUGUGAGGAUUGCAUUGUGAAAUGCAAUGACUUUAUAUGAACAGGUAUUGCAAUGUGAAACAUUUAUUUCUAGAUGAAACACUGAUUAAGUUUGGUGAAAAAUGACAAUGAUUUUACGUGUUGUAUUUAGUCAAUUGAAAAUGUGCUUAGCAUUAUGAAACACUGCCUUUUUGGUGAUCUGUUUUGAGUUUUGUACUAAAUGUUCCACAUGCUUGUGAAAAUUGCACCUAAGUCAUUGAAAAAAACCUGUAAUAGUGUUCAACCCCGCCAGGGAAUAGCACCAUAUCACACAGGUGUAGGAUCUGCAAACUUGUAGUGUAUUCGAGAUUCAAAAAUGCUUCUAAAGUUUUUAAUGUCUACUUGAUUUGCCCUAACUAAAAAUGUAUCAACCCCUACAAAAAUGUGCAGCAUUAAUUAUAAUCCACAUAAUAAUGCACAUUUCCUGUUGCUGCAGGAUUCUUUUCCUGCUGUGAGAAACUGCUCCAAUGAGUUCGUGGUGAUUCUACGUUCAUGUUGAAUCACCUCUGUUUGAUGACACCCAAUAGACGAUCUUCUGGCCACAGCCAACAUGUGUUAUUAUUGUUUCUUCCAACCUAGACAAAAACUCAUAUCUGUUGUCCCUUUAAAUACAUUUCAAAACAUUUGGAAAUAUAAUAUGACGCAUUAUGUUUGAAAGAAGAAUAACUCUGAGAAGACAUGCAACAUGCAACAUGGUGAUGUGUUGCUCUUGAGAUGAGUGUUGUAGCCAUGGUAAGUAUGUGAGGAACACUGCAUCCCCCCAAAUGGCAACCUAUUCCCUAUACUGUAUAGUGCACUAAACACACUGGACACAGAUGUCAGUUUAACGUCUAAUUGUAACGGUGUCAUUAGAUUCAGGUUAAAAGUUGUAUAAGAAAAGAGCUUUGGUGUAUCCGUUCAAUACCAAGCAGUUUUACAUGUUGAGUCGACGUCAUCACAUUUAUUUAUUUUGUUGAAAUGAAUUAGAAACAAUGUUGAUUAAAACAGUUUGUGCCCAGUGGGAAGUAGUGCUCCUCUGGUCAGAGGUAGUGCACUAUAUAGGGAAUCAGGUGGCGGUUGGGAUGCAGGCUAGUGCUAACCGAAGUCUUUUACUUGUCAUUCUGUUGUAGAGUUGAUGGGCUUGGUAGGGAACACUUUUUCAUACUCACAUGUUUCUGUGAUCCAUGUCUCCUACUUUUGCCCCCAAAGCAUAACUUGGGCACUCAAUUGUAAAAAUGUGUAAAUGAAUGUUGUAUAGUUGGUACUGUAACAUUAUCCUCACUAACUCACUUUUUGGAAAAUAAAAAAACAACAGUUAAUGUAUUACAUAUAUACAUUCAUCAUA
Oncorhynchus keta (chum salmon) is the source of this 7270-nucleotide messenger RNA. RefSeq names its product tensin-3. The record is from RefSeq and is a predicted model, not a curated record. Gene Ontology annotation, biological process: dephosphorylation. Gene Ontology annotation, molecular function: protein binding; phosphatase activity. Lineage: Eukaryota; Metazoa; Chordata; Actinopteri; Salmoniformes; Salmonidae. The transcript is spliced from 27 exons. Bases 163 to 4005 code for a protein of 1280 amino acids.